AUGUUCGUGGUCUCCCAGGCCUCCUCUUCUCCGGCCCUCGACGCAAGCAGCUUCCCACACCUGCUGGACCUGGUCCUUUCUUUCUCCUCACUCCGCGUCCUCUUGGCAUUCCGCAAUACCUCGCGUCUCCUCAAGGUCAAAGUGGACUCUGUGCUGGAACGAAAUGGUUGUCAUAUGCGUAUUGUUCGAGGAAGGAACGGAUCCGACCCUCGGAUUGCUUAUAUCGACGGCGACACCGUUAUCGUCCCCACCUCACGCGCCCUCAUUCGUUUCACUCGCACGGUUGACAUUGACAACCAAGCUGUUGUCCAUGACCAUGACAUCUUUGGCCACCUAGGAUCACUUGGGCAGAACAUCAAGACACUUCGAGUGCGCCAUUACUACCAGUCGCUCGGAUUUCAAUACCUGCCCUUUUACCCUGCCCCACCAACGUGCGUCAUAUCCAUGAACGCGUUUCCCCUCGACAGCGAGCCUCCGCCGUCACUCGACUGUCCCACCACACUACUCGAUGCGCACGGCACGACCAAGCUCGUCCUCAUAUUUGUGACCAGCAGAGAUUACCAAUAUCCCACUAUCACGUCCCACCAGCGCCACACCGCUUCCAACUUUCCAUCCACCCUCAAGGAAGUGGUCAUCAUCUUUUCCGAGUCGACGGCGCCUGCGCACAACCUGUCCUCUCCAAAGCUGGCACCAGAGAAUCGCGUGCGCCUCGAUAAGGGUAUCAUAUUCACGCUCAUGGGAAACAACACACGACUCAAGUGGACUUUGGUCGACUGUGGGCCCAUGAUUCCUCCCAGUGAGGCGGCGGAAGCGGCAGGAGACGAUCGGCAUGCUACGGCGUUCAAGCACGUCGACAGGUUCAUCUCCCUGACACCACCAGGCUUUGUGUCGGAUAUCACCUGCCUUCGUCUCGACGAGUAUCGCAAGCGGGUUGGGGACGAGCAGUUUCGUCUGGACACAUUUGUAUAG
Apiotrichum porosum is the source of this 969-nucleotide messenger RNA. RefSeq lists its product as uncharacterized. The record is from RefSeq and is a predicted model, not a curated record. NCBI's taxonomy places the organism in Eukaryota, Fungi, Basidiomycota, Tremellomycetes, Trichosporonales, Trichosporonaceae. The coding region runs from base 1 to 969 and encodes 322 amino acids. The transcript has a single exon.